Molecule: messenger RNA, 4660 nt
Organism: Erpetoichthys calabaricus (reedfish)
Lineage: Eukaryota; Metazoa; Chordata; Cladistia; Polypteriformes; Polypteridae
Gene: mllt1a
Product: MLLT1 super elongation complex subunit a
Exons: 12
Coding region: 277-2067 (596 amino acids)
Biological process (GO): regulation of DNA-templated transcription
Cellular component (GO): super elongation complex
Source: RefSeq, a predicted model, not a curated record
GUCAGUCAAAAUCGGAUUAUCCAAUCCUGUUUACCACAGUUCCGUCUUCUUUAGGUUCCCCCUCGACAGAGAGCCCGCCUCUCAUUGUACGAAAUUGGACCAAAUCGGUGUCAUUCUUUCUCUCUCCGCAAGGAAGGCGGAAGAGGAGGGGUAAAGGACCCCUACUUCCGGUUUAUGGGUAAAAUUGACACACAAUGAGGAGCCGCGACCGACCAGAUUAAACCUGCGUAAAAAAGUAUUUUGAAUUGAAAAAAUAAGGAAAAACGAUUAGAGGACAUGGACAAUCAGUGUACGGUGCAAGUCAAGUUGGAGUUGGGACAUCGGGCACAGCUUCGUAAGAAGCCCACCUCCGAAGGGUUCACCCAUGAUUGGAUGGUGUUUGUUCGAGGUCCAGAGCAGUGUGACAUCCAGCACUUUGUUGAAAAAGUGGUCUUUCGGCUGCAUGAAAGUUUUCCCAAACCUAAACGAGUUUGUAAAGAGCCACCCUACAAGGUAGAGGAAUCUGGAUACGCAGGCUUUAUAAUGCCAAUUGAAGUAUAUUUCAAAAACAAGGAGGAACCCAAGAAGGUUUGUUUCACCUAUGACUUGUUCCUGAACCUGGAAGGAAAUCCACCAGUGAAUCAUUUGCGCUGUGAGAAACUGACUUUCAAUAAUCCCACUAAGGAGUUUCGACGGAAGUUGGUGAAAGCUGGUGGGGUUAUGGUAAUGCCUGAAGGAGCUGAGUCGGUUUCAAGGCCAAGCCCAGACUACCCUAUUUUACCUACAAUUCCACUGUCUGCAUUUUCAGAUCCUAAAAAGACAAAGCCUUCACAUGGAUCAAAGGAUGCGUCUAAAGAUGGCAGCGGCGGAGGUGGUGGAGUUACUGGUGGUGGUGGUAAGGCCUCCAAACCACAUAAAGUGACCAAGGAACACCGGGAGCGUCCUCGUAAAGACUCGGAGAGCAAAGCUUCAGCAAAGAAUGAAAUGGGGGAGAAGGAGACCAGCAAGGUGCCCAAAGAUUCCCCAGUGGCACGAAAGCCAGCGGACAGCAAGAGCACCAAAGAGGAGAGCAAAGCUCCACCCAAAGCGGCCUUUAAGGAGCCCAAGCUGACUGUGAAAGACUCCAAAUUAGAGGGCAUGUCCCCUAAGGGUGGGGGGGGAGGUGGAGGAGGGACAGGGGGAGGAGGUGGAGGUUCAGUAGAAUCUAAGGGUUCUAGUAAGCGUCCUUCCAGUGUAGAGUCUCCCAAGCCCAGCACUAAGAAACAGAAAAAGGGAGGCUCGGAGGGAGGGAAGGCACCUGGGCUCACAGGGACAUCGCCCAGGGUUUCAUCCUCCACCUCCGGGGCCUCUUCUGCAGCUCCUCCUCCCUCUGGCUUCCCUGAAAAGAAGCCACCCAAGGAUAAAGGUGGUAGUGCCCGCUGGGCAAAAGUGAAGCCUGAGACAACUGAACACAAGGAUGUCAAAAAGCUAUUGGAGAGUGAAGAGUCUAACUCUGAGGAUGAGGCCACAUCUAAGUCUGAGUCGGUGCCAUCCAGCCCAUCAAAUUCCAGUUCAAGCUGUGACUCCAGUUCAGAUUCAGAUUUUCAGCCCUCGCAGAACCACAGUCAAGGUCCUCUGCGCUCUAUGGUAGACAGUCUCGGUUCUGAAGAAACGGAUGAUGAUGACAGCAGCUCUGAAGAGGAGACUCCUGUGAAAGCCAGCUCACCCAAUAGGGAUUCCAGGUUGAACGUAGACAGUGAGAGCAACAGUAGUGAGGAAUCGCCUCUUCCUAGUCGGGAUCCAGCACCGACGCAAAAGCACAGCUCUGCUAAUAGCAAGGUGUCUGGGAGGAAGAGUCCAGAGCCCUGUAGCCGGCCAGAGAAGAUCCUAAAAAAAGGCUAUGACAAGGCUUACACAGAUGAACUUGUGGAUCUCCAUCGACGGCUUAUGGCACUGCGAGAGCGGAAUGUCCUGCAGCAGAUUGUCAACCUGAUUGAGGAAACGGGCCAUUUCAAUGUCACCAACACCACCUUUGACUUUGACUUGUUCUCACUGGAUGAGUCCACUGUGCGUAAAUUACAGAGCUACCUGGAGCCCACUGCAACGUGACAACAAGCGUGCCGGACUGAGAGAGUGGGUGGGGACCGAUCUUUUUGAAGAAUACAGUUAGGUUGAACGGACUGGAUGUUGGCGGCAGAAGUGGGAGAAAAUGAGAAGUGUCGUCCACAACCGCACGCCCCACUCCCUUCCUGUUUCCUUCCACAUUAGACACACAGUCCCCAGUAGCGCUGGGGCUGUCUUUUAUAUGGACAUAUUCUACGUGUAUAUUUAUAUAGCCGGCAUCCCCGAGGCAUUCACAGCAACAAACAGAGAUGGGCGUUUGCCUUAGCUCUCCUGCAUGCUGCCUUAUGGGAUUGGGGGCUUGGGGCGAUGGUUGGAGGUCUUCAGCAGCAAGGAGCUGGCCACUCCUCCAUGAGCUCAAGCAAUGAGGAGCAAUCAGUGAGAGCUUUUUAUUGUAUUUAUUUUUUAACUUGAUCAUUUUAUUAACGGUUGGCAUGGCUAAGUGUGUGGGUUAGAUGUGAACCUUUGGGAUGGGAUGGGAUGGGUUGGGUUGGGUUGGAUUUCCAUUCCACACUUUGGCUAGAUGGCUGAAAAUAGCCAGCAAGUGGAGCGGUCACCCAAGUCUAGGAUGGUGGAAGAGACCUGGUUUGCUUUUAAGACCUGGCAACGCCACAACUAAUCUGAGGGAUUCCAGAUUUGUAUUGCUGAAGCAGACAUGGACAGGUUCAGGCUUUGCCUUUACUUUGCUCAUCUUUUUGAGCGCCAUCACUCAAAUGAAGCCCCCCCCCCCCACCCCUUUUAUUAUAUACUGUCAGUAUACGUGUAUGUAUCGGGCGUCAUUCCAAGUUGGGAAUGCUGCCUUUUUAUUAUUAUUAUUUUUUUUUUUUUUUAAUUAUUCGUCAUGUCCCAUGUUGCUUGAUCAGUAAGAUUCCUUCUGUUCUCUGUCCCAUACUGGGGUAGACACUCGGGAGGACAUUUGUAAUGGGCCACAGCUCUUUAAACCUCUACAAAUAUGCAGCAUGUGCAAACCCUUCCAAUGUGUAGUCCUUCUCCCUCCAGUCCUUUGAAUGAUUUCAGAGAAAGAUUAGGAGGAAGGAAGGAAUACGCUGAUAGCACUAUCUGCCCCAAAUGUAGCACUCUUGGUGCCCUUGUUUAGAAUGGGGGAAGCAGAAGAAGACCACGGCUGUGCUUCUGAGGGCUGUCCAGUCUGCACCAAGAAGACUAAAUGAAGCCGUGUCUCCUGGGAUGUGUGACCGUAGUCCACUCGCAGUCGCUCUUUCUGGCUUUCCCCAACCACCCACUGUGACACCAGCUGAUGUCCAUUGGGUGGAUGUUCUUAGCUGGUCCCUCGCUGUGGCUCUGGAGUAUUCUGCUGUGGUCCACCUUUACAAAGAGUAGGGGUUGUAUUUUAUAUAUACAUGUAUUUUAUUUUUGCACAAUUUACCUUCAUGGAUAGGUAAGAUUUUAAUCAUGAAACUGUAAAAGAAAAAAAAAAAAAGACAAAAUCUCUCCUUCAGGCUGUUUAACAGGCUUGGGGGUCCCCUUUCUGAAUCUUGGCUGCCAUGUAGAUUAGGAUCAGGCUGGGGAUUGGGGAUUUGGCGCUUGUAGUAUUGAACACAAAUUAAAAUUUGUGUUAUUUAGGAGUUCACGUGGCAUCUCCAUACAGUUGUUUUCCAUAUGUUGAUCCUUGCUGCCACACACAUCUGUGAGGUUAAAUAUGAAGGCUUAUUUCUUCCUAGCUCCUCUGAUUUCUAUUAACGGCUUUCCUGGCUGCUUAAAAAAACAAAAAAAGGUCUCAAAAUCCAAGGUGGCUGCCCAACAGUCCUUUACUUCUCUUUGUGGUGAAGAGCAAUGAACAAAUUAAAUAUGCAACACGAGUAUUUGGCUUCUCUGUGUUGUUACAGCAUAUGCUGCAACAUGGCUGCUGGGGACCAGUAGUCUGGGAAAAAAUGGGGCCGGUUAUGAAAAUGAGACCAUUUUUUUUUAAUAGAGGAAUAAAUUGUUGAAUGCUAAAGCAUUCGUUACUAAAAAAAAAAAAAAAAAUAAUGAGAAAAAAAUACCAGGGGCUUAGUGACCCAAGUGUCUGCAAUGAACGAUGGGGCAAGGGGUCCUCUGGUAGGUAGACAUUUAAUCGGUGGCUUGAAGGGUUUGUGAGCCCUUAAUGGUGGCAGCAGGAGAGAGCGAUUUCAUUUUAAAUCAUGGCACAAAGUCCUUCACUAUUAAUGCCAUCAUGAGAAACCGAGAGAGAAAUUUCGAUGACUGGUCUUAGUGGAAGCCUAAAUUACGUUUUGGAGAUUGAAACCAUGUGGGCAAGCCUGAUGUCUUGAAGACAGUAUUUACUCAAAUAUCCUUUCACGUUUAGCAGAAGUUGUCGAGGAAUCGACUGUCUGAGACUCCCACAAUCAUGUGAACUGUCGUAAGUGUUGAUUUCCUGCCCAAAGAAGAGAACGACCGGAGAGUGCAAAGUAAUGCAUCAUCUGUAUGUGUCCAUUUCAGUGGAGCAGGGCUUUUUUGGAUAUUCAUUUUUACAAAAGGGGGUCUUUGCAUUUCACUGAAAUAUAUAAAUGUAUAAUAAAACAAGUAGAUCAUCUACUGUGUGUAUUUAAGAGCAAUGUUGCUGCAUAAAGACUUUUUCAAUGUG